AUGAGAGUCAGUAUUUUAAGAUUUGUUUUUUUUUCAAUUAUUAUUUGUUUUUUUGAGUAUGCUCAAAAUGAAUUAUACCUUGUAAACGAGAGAAGCAUAUUCCUUGAAAGGAAUAUAAUAAAAUUUAGAAGUAAUAGAAUAUUAGCAGAUGUAGAUAAUCAAUUCGAUUUAAAUGAUUUUUAUGAAUCAACUUUGAGUCUUGCAAAUCAAUUUAAUGAGUACAAUGCUGAUGACAAAGAAAUGACAUUUCUUCGAAAUGCUAUAGAUUCACAUAUAAAGAAGCAUAAAGAAAGUAAUACAUUACCUGAUUUAAAUAAUGUAGAUAAGAAAACUAAAAAAACAAUUCUUAAACUUCAAAGGGAAUUAGAAGAGAUAAAAAAAGAACUUGCUAAUAAAAGUAAUAGUGAAUUAGAAAUACAGUCGAUACAUGAUAAAAGGAUAAUAAAAAAAGAUGAAAAUAAUUCUGUAUCAGGAAAUGAGGACUUUAACCAAUUGGAAAAUGAAGUAAAUUCCUUGGAGGAAGAAUUUAAACAGUUCGAUUUAAGUGGUGUUGAUAAUUAUAAAUAUAAACGAAAGGAGGACAAAUUAUACAAAGGAUUAAAAUUGAGGUUAAUAUUGAUGUUUUUUUUUUCUUUCGCAACAAUGGUAUCAGGGUGCGUUAAUCUCCCACUUGCUAUUAUAAGUUUAGCGAUUUCAUUUGAAUCAUUUAUUAAAUCUUUUCAAUAUAUUAAAUUACUCUAUGUAAAAUAUAAAAUAAAGCAAAAAUCAAAAACAUCAAAAUAA
Molecule: messenger RNA, 783 nt
Organism: Plasmodium yoelii
Lineage: Eukaryota; Apicomplexa; Aconoidasida; Haemosporida; Plasmodiidae
Product: fam-b protein
Exons: 2
Coding region: 1-783 (260 amino acids)
Source: RefSeq, a predicted model, not a curated record